Hipposideros armiger (great roundleaf bat) is the source of this 3858-nucleotide messenger RNA. RefSeq names its product STE20 related adaptor alpha (gene STRADA). The coding region runs from base 1806 to 3101 and encodes 431 amino acids. The transcript has 14 exons. Gene Ontology annotation, cellular component: serine/threonine protein kinase complex. Gene Ontology annotation, molecular function: protein serine/threonine kinase activator activity; protein kinase activity; ATP binding. Gene Ontology annotation, biological process: activation of protein kinase activity; protein export from nucleus; protein phosphorylation. Lineage: Eukaryota; Metazoa; Chordata; Mammalia; Chiroptera; Hipposideridae. The record is from RefSeq and is a predicted model, not a curated record.
CACGUCAUCUUAUAUGGCUAUUUUCAAUCUCCUGAGCUUGUCAGGUUUAACCUGUGGCCCCUUUUCCGUCCUCAUCUAACUAACUUUUGUGGGUGGUCAUGAAGAUGGUGAGGUCUUUUAGCCCCCACGGUAGACUGAUAACCCAGCUAGAAAAUGACAUAGCUACUGGACUGUGAGAACAGAUAAGUACCUCUACUUUUAAAUUACUCAUUGUGAAAACUGCAUCAAGUUUGGCAUCUUUUCAGGCACUGACUUCUCUAGUACCCCCAAUUCCGAAGACCACAUGUGAAGGUCUUUCCAAAAGACACCACUAAGAAUUUUACUUCAAUCUCUGCUACUAUCUUGCUUUGUCAAUUUACCAAGUUUGCUGCUGAGAGGGGCAUCUUAUUUGGAGAAUGAGAGAAUAGUAAGGGUAUAGUGCUUUGGAAUGUUAAAGCGCUAGAUAAGAUCAAAGUGAUACAUAUAAAAUUGAAUGAGGUGCCUACUGAUUUACCAGCAAAGUUCACAUUCAGUUGCAAAGUCACAUUUCUGUCAGUCCCUGUUUGGAUGUAACUGAACUCCUCCGCCUUGGGGGUUAGACCAGUAUAAAUCUGUCAAGGUUCAGGGCUGGGAAGAGCUUGAUGGUAUAUACCCAAUUUUGGAACCACUUCUAUGGGCGCAGUAAGUCACUGAAAAAAAACGCAACCUCACAGAAGGGAGUCUUGCUCCAUCAUUUGAUUGCUUCAUCAUUUCUCAAGCGCUGCCUGCCUUGGCUUAGGCAAACUUAUCCAUCUAGGCAAACCUUACAGGUUUCUGCAAACAAAACAUGAGUUGCAGAUGAGGAGGGAUUCAGGAGCAAAAAGAUCCAGAAAGAUAAAAAUGAUAGUUACCAUUAAGCUAUUUUCCUCCUUUUACAGAGAAGUAACCCGAACACAGAGAAAAGGUGUUUCCCCUUAGCAGCUUAUCAGUUUGUUGCCCAAGAGGCCAAAGUGAGGGGCGCUUGAGAUGUAUUCAAUGAAAAGAGCGCGACCAGGUUUUUUCCAUUUAAGUCCUAACACACGAAAUGAAAAUAAAAUCCUCAAAAAGUAGCCAAGUCAGCAGCCAGUGUUGGUUAGCCUUACUCUAGCCCUCCUUGACUCUUCAUUAUUGAAAUCAUCCACUUCCUUCCUGCUGCGGGGGCGGAGGCUCUGGGGAGUCCUUUUCGAGCCAUGCAGCCCUCACCGACAAGCUAGGUCUUUGGCUUCCACACACUUGGGGAAACGGGGCCCUUCUGUUGGAGACGGAAUGCUGUCUGGUACGCGCGGCGCGGAAUAAGAACUCACAACCGGAGAACCGCAACUCCGCGCAGUAGCUGCUGGCUGUCCGCGGUACCCGAAGCGACGGGAGAAUCGGAGCUUCCUCAACCUAGGGCCGGGGCGGAGCUUCCCCACGGGGCGGAGCUUCCUCACCCCCGCCGGGGCGGGGCGGAACUCUCCACCAGCUCUCCCGGGGUCCCUCUAACUGCGCAUGGCACGUUGCGUACCUCCCCCCCAGCAACCGGCCUGGCUGCGGCGAGGUUAUAAACUAAGGAGGCGGAGCUGAGACGGGGUCGGGACUUCUUGCUAACUCCAGGACCAGGGCGGGCCUUCGUCAGAUCGGCCAUCCCGGCUCUUCCCCCCUCGCCCUCCACGGCCCCCUUUUCACCCGAGUCCUCGAUUCCCGCAACGAGGGGCUGCAGCCGGAAAGCAGAAUAGGCUUGGGCCUGGCGGGGAGACACGAGAGCGGAUUUGCUGGGCAGGAGAGGUUUAACUUUUUGAAAUUGAAAUAGGUCUACACAUUAGGAACUCAUGUCUUUUCUUGUAAGUAAACCAGAGCGAAUUAGGCGGUGGGUCUCGGAAAAGUUCAUUGUUGAGGGCUUAAGAGAUUUGGAACUAUUUGGAGAGCAGCCUCCGGGUGACGCUCGGAGAAAAACCAAUGAGGCGAGCUCAGAGUCGAUAGCAUCCUUCUCUAAACAGGAGAUCAUGAGUAGCUUUCUGCCGGAAGGCGGGUGUUAUGAGCUCCUCACCAUCAUAGGCAAAGGAUUUGAGGACCUGAUGACAGUGAAUCUAGCAAGGUACAAACCAACGGGAGAAUAUGUGACGGUUCGAAGAAUUAACCUAGAAGCUUGUUCCAAUGAUAUGGUGACGUUCUUGCAGGGGGAGCUUCAUGUCUCUAAACUCUUCAACCAUCCCAACAUCCUGCCAUAUCGAGCCACCUUUAUUGCAGACAACGAGCUGUGGAUUGUCACAUCAUUCAUGGCAUAUGGAUCUGCAAAGGAUCUCAUCUGUACACACUUCAUGGAUGGCAUGAAUGAACUGGCCAUCGCUUACAUCCUGCAGGGGGUGCUCAAGGCCCUAGACUAUGUCCACCACAUGGGACAUGUACACAGGAGUGUCAAAGCCAGCCACAUCCUGAUCUCUGCGGAAGGGAAGGUCUACCUCUCUGGUUUACGCAGCAACCUCAGCAUGAUCAGCCAUGGGCAGCGGCAACGUGUGGUCCACGAUUUCCCCAAGUACAGUAUCAAGGUUCUGCCCUGGCUCAGCCCGGAGGUCCUCCAGCAGAAUCUUCAGGGUUAUGAUGCCAAAUCUGACAUCUACAGUGUGGGAAUCGCAGCCUGUGAGCUGGCCAACGGCCAUGUCCCCUUUAAGGAUAUGCCUGCCACCCAGAUGCUGCUGGAGAAAUUGAAUGGCACGGUGCCCUGCCUGUUGGACACCAGCACCAUCCCCGCCGAGGAGCUGACCAUGAGCACCUUGCGCUCAGCAGCCAACUCUGGCCUGAGCGAGAGCCUGGCCACCAGCACCUCCAGGACCUCCAAUGGCGACUCACCCUCCCACCCCUAUUACCGCACCUUUUCCCCCCACUUCCACCACUUUGUGGAGCAGUGCCUUCAGCGCAACCCGGAUGUAAGACCAAGUGCCAGCACCCUCCUGAACCAUUCUUUUUUCAAGCAGAUCAAGCGACGCGCCUCAGAGGCUUUGCCAGAGUUACUUCGUCCUGUCACCCCCAUCACCAAUUUUGAGGGCAGCCAGUCUCAGGAUCACAGUGGAAUCUUUGGCCUGGUAACAAACAUGGAAGAGCUGGAGGUGGACGACUGGGAAUUCUGAGCCUCUGAAGAAGGUGCACAUUUUCCAGCGGGGACGUGUGAGCUUCCGGGGGCCCUUCCUGAGGGCUGACCACAUUCCCACCCUUCUGGGUGCAGAUUGGGUAGAAAGGACAUUUCUGCCGGGAGAGUUGCCUGCUUACUGACAGGGAAAGAAAUUCCUGGAGAGAAACUGCUCCAAGGCUUAUAAGACACCAGGGAAUCCCAACAGCCAGGGGUUGGGAGGGGCCAGAAAGCUGACAUUCUCAGCCCUGGGAGCUCAGGCGAUCUCUUCAGAAGGAAGAGAUGCUGUUCUGGCCCUGAGGGCUGAAGUUCAAGCCCAGGGUUUAACCCGUUGACACAGGAAACUGUGACUUCCUCUUCCCACUCUUGCUCUCCUAUCAGCCAAAUUCUGUUCUUUUUCUGUGCUCUCAGAUUCUGUAGGUUCAUGGAGGGGCAAACAAUAAGCAACCUUCACUCCCUUCCCUCUGACCUCUCCCUAAUAACUAGAGGGAAGAGUAUUUUUCUCUUUUUAAGCCCCAGGUUAUGGCUGGGGCAGUUCAUCCUUAUCUCUGUUAUCGCUUCGGCCCUGACACCUAAAACCUUCCCAUAGUUCAUCUGUGUAGUGCAUUUCUUUCCCACCAAGUCCAUCUUACCACCUCCUGCCAGCUGCCUUGGUGCUUUCUCCAAAGGCCAUAAUGUCUUGUCUAGCCAGAGGGCUUAAAGUCCUUAUGCUGUGUUAGUUUUAUUACCAGAACAAAUUAAAAAUUUCAGAGAAUCCA